AUCGAUUUUCGGAUAAACUCCAAAAAUGUUCCGCAAGUUCGAAAAUGAGAGCGAACGACCGAGUCCAGUGCAGGAGCGACAUGAUUUCGAUCAAACCAGGCGCUUGCAGGAGUCGCCUUUCCGCGUGAGUGUCGUACACAGCUCCCGAGGGUUGAUUCCCAUUGUGAAAUUCGACGGCUCGUUGUACAUUCCCUCAUUGUGUGUGUCGAGACUUGUCGAUCUCGAUCAUGACCAGAUCGUUCAACGCAUAGAGCAAAUGAAUAUCGAGGUCCGCUUCCAACUCUGUAUCCCGGACCACCAUGGAGCCCACUCAAAGCUCCGGGAGUGCCUAUCGACCAUAGGGAUACUUGUGAAUCCCGAAGAGAUGAUUCGCCUCAUACCAAUCACAGCUGCCAUCCGUAUCCUCAACGGAACCUUACAGAACGUCACUAUCGUGGAGGAAGUUGAGGGUUCCAUGUAGUGCAAGCCUCCAAAAAAAGGGAGCUGAUUCCAACUAUAAAAUCACAAAAUCAAGAGCCGUGACAAAAUCGUCCGAUGGAGAGGCUAAGGUCUCGAGUUCAGAGAGACCGAUUGUUUCACCACCCGGCUCGGAAAUGUUUUCAUAUCCGGCGCGCAGAAGCGCAGGUACUGUGGUACGAGUGGAUAAAAUAAAAGUACGGUGAUGGAUCGAGGAGGGCUCCUCGAUCUGAUAAAAAUAAA
This is a messenger RNA of Galendromus occidentalis (western predatory mite), 699 nucleotides long. RefSeq lists its product as uncharacterized. The coding region runs from base 26 to 460 and encodes 144 amino acids. The transcript is spliced from 2 exons. NCBI's taxonomy places the organism in Eukaryota, Metazoa, Arthropoda, Arachnida, Mesostigmata, Phytoseiidae. The record is from RefSeq and is a predicted model, not a curated record.